AUGCAAUCCUUACGAACAGUCACCCCAGGCCAUCCGGUGCCUUUAACCGCGCACUCGCAUCCCAACAAUCCUAUCCCUGAAGAUCCUACACAUUCGAGAACAUUGUCCGUGACUGCCUCACAGCUGAGCCGGUCAUCCGCAUCCACCAUGACCAGCGGCGCCUACUCCGACGAUGCCUCCAGCGUCGACACGGCACCGACUACGCCAAUCACUGAAGGUCUCUCCGACGAUUCCUUAGACGAAAUGCAAAACAAGUCCGACCCGGCCACCAGGAAGAGACGCGCUUCGACCGUUCUGGUAUCGGAGGAUUCGGAGGAUGCGAGACGGUUUCUGGGCGAGAAGGGUACAGCCACCCAAAUGAUACAGAAGGCGUGCUGUGGUGGUGGCUGUUGUAUGCUACAAGAAUUGAAGAUGACGAGCGCGUCGCCCGGAACAAAUCCCAUCAGACCCCCGGACAAUCCCGCGUACCGAAGUUUGAACCUCAAGUUGGUUGGUUUGGAUCUGGAUAGUGAACUGACCGCAGUUAUCGACUUGCCCCCAAAGACCGUCUCACUCGAGUCGUUAUCCUCAUCACAGCCAACCAGUUACGCCGAACCGCCAACCAAAAAUACCGCGGAAGUUUUCAAACAUCCCCCAAACUUUGUCACACCUCAUCCCCCAUACCAGGUCUUCUCCGCCCCGCUCUAUCACGCCCGCGAGUUGACGAAAGAGGGCGCCGAGAAGAGGACAUAUCACUUCGACAUUGAUGUCACAGACUACCCCAAAGAAGGCGGAGAUGUGGAUUUUGUGGUCGGAGGAGCCAUUGGAGUCUGCGUUCCCAACUCACCCGAGGUGGUGGACCAGGUCUUUCAUUUACUCGGAAUCCCCAAGUUCGUCCGUGACAAGCCGGUUUUGUUGAAGACAACCACUGGAAGGUGGCCCACGAUCUGGGGCGAGGAGCAAGCCCGAGAGCUUGUGACCACCAGGAGAGAGCUCUUGACGUGGUGCUCGGACCUUCAAAGCUACCCGCCCACCAAGCACUUGUUGCGAAUCAUGGCCGAAUAUGCCGAGGACGAACACGAAAAGAAGAUUUUGAUGUUCCUGUGUUCGGCGCAGGGUCAAGGCGCGUUCUGCGAUCUACGGACCGGUCCCUAUGUCACCGUUCCACAGCUUCUCGAAGCUUUCCCGUCCGCAAACCCACCUUUGGACUACCUAUGUUCCGCCCUCAACCAACUUAUGCCACGCUUUUACUCCCUCUCGCAAGAUCCUGUGAUCUCGUCGGAAAGAAACGGCGAUGGGUCGCGCCGCUUGAUCGAAAUCGCGGUGACGGUUCAUGAAGUCGAAGAUUACCGUGGCGGGCGUCGCACGGGAGUCAGCUCCGGCUUCCUGGAGAGGAUAGCCAGACAAUUCAUUGACGCAGAGAAGCAGGGGAAGAAUCCCCGUGACCUCGAUCUUCGAAUCCCCAUGUUCCGAGGUUUGAUGGCCAACCCGCUUGCGCGAGAGUUUGUCAGCGAUGGCCCCAUGCUUCUGAUCGGUGCAGGCGUCGGCGUCGCGCCCUUCCGAGGCUUUGUGCACCGGAGGCUCAAGUCUGCCAACUGUGCGAACAAAGUCUGGGUUCUUCAAGGUGUACGCGAUAGUCUGCUCGACGAACUCUACUCUGGAGAUUGGGGCGUGCACGAAGACAAAGUCAAAAAGGUGGUCCAGUCUCGACGAGGAGAGGGACGAUACGUGCAGGAAGAAGUGCGCGCUCAGGCCGAUCUCGUCUGGUUCAUUAUUAACGCCGUCGAUGGGAGGAUUUUUGUUUGUGGUAGCUCAAAAGGAAUGGGCGAAGGUGUGGAGGCCGCACUCGUCGAUGUCGCCAUGGCGAAGGGAAAGUUAAACCCCGAUGAAGCACAGAGCUUCUGGGACGAGAAGAAGAAAUCUGGCCAGUACAUUGCCGAGACCUGGUAA
This is a messenger RNA of Capronia coronata CBS 617.96, 1929 nucleotides long. RefSeq lists its product as uncharacterized. Gene Ontology annotation, cellular component: cytosol. Gene Ontology annotation, biological process: homocysteine metabolic process. Lineage: Eukaryota; Fungi; Ascomycota; Eurotiomycetes; Chaetothyriales; Herpotrichiellaceae. Gene Ontology annotation, molecular function: [methionine synthase] reductase (NADPH) activity; flavin adenine dinucleotide binding; FMN binding. Bases 1 to 1929 code for a protein of 642 amino acids. The record is from RefSeq and is a predicted model, not a curated record. The transcript has a single exon.